This is a messenger RNA of Trichobilharzia regenti, 8244 nucleotides long. NCBI's taxonomy places the organism in Eukaryota, Metazoa, Platyhelminthes, Trematoda, Strigeidida, Schistosomatidae. The record is from the annotation of a GenBank genome assembly.
AUGGAUCGUGGUGAGCAUAUAAAUGAUACGGAGUGCGGUUAUGUUGAGUCAGAAGAAGAAGCUAGGAUGACGGAGAAGGACUUAGCGGAGGACGCGCAGUGGAAAAUAUUUCAGAAAAAUACAUUCACACGAUGGGCGAAUGAGCAUCUCAGAAAGGUUGAUCUACACAUCGAGGAUUUGGAGACUGAUCUGAGUGAUGGCUUGCGAUUAGUUGCACUUGUCGAAAUAUUGUCAGGUCACAAAUUUCGUCAUAUCAAUAAGCGACCGACAUUCAAGACUCAAAAACUUGAGAAUGUUACUACCGUUCUCAAGUUCCUCGAGGAAAAUGAAGGCCUGCGUCUUGUCAGCAUAGAUAGCAGUCACAUAGUUGAUUGCAACUUAAAACUUAUAUUAGGUUUGAUUUGGGCACUUAUCCUGCAUUACUCAAUAUCAGUGCCUCUCAUUGAAGAUGAAGAAAACGUACCGGAGCAGGAUAAAAACCAAACACAAGGCCCCAAACAGCGUUUGUUAGGUUGGGUGAAACAAAAAAUGCCGGACAUUCCAGUACGAAAUUUCACAACAGAUUGGAACGAUGGUAUCGCUAUUGGAGCUCUCGUAGAUGCUUGUGCUCCUGGUCUGUGUCCGGAUUGGGUUAGCUGGGAUCAAAAGAAACCUUUACGUAAUGCUACAGAGGCAAUGACAGCAGCAGAAAACUGGCUCUCCGUUCCUCAGUUAAUUCGACCAGAAGAAAUGAUUGAUCCCAACGUUGAUGAAAAGUCUAUGAUGACUUACAUUAGUCAGUUUCCUAAUGCUCGUUUGAAAGAGGGUGCACCACUGAAGGAUAAACUCAAUCCGUCGAAGGUGCGAGCAUAUGGUCCAGGUUUGGAGGUGAAUGAAAAUAGAAUUAGUGAACCGGCUAAAUUCUAUGUGGAAACAGCUGGAGCUGGAAAGGGUCAAUUAGAUGUUCUUGUUAUCAAUUCUAGAGGUGUCAGAGAAUCAUGUGAAGUAGUUUUUGAUAAUGAAAGAAGUCAAACGUAUUCGUGUGUUUAUGAACCACAUGUAGAAGACCCGAGUAAAGUAACUGUUAACGGUCCAGGAGUACAAAAAUCAGAGCUUAAUUGUGUUGGUCGACGUACCUAUUUCAAUGUACUCACUCAUAAUUCUGGAAACGGAACUGUUGACUGUUAUAUUGUUGAUCCUCAUGGAAAGAAAGAUACUGUGAAACCGCGUAUCACUUGUCCCGGUGGAGAUGGUUGUUAUGUUGUUGAAUACACGCCUAAAGAUGUUGGUAUGCAUCAAGUAUAUGUAGAGUUUGCUGAUAAGCAAAUUCCGUAUUCACCAUUCCAUGUGGAAAUAGCGCCUAGAGAGUCUGGUAAAGCCGCUGCAGUUGCAGCUCUUUCAUCUGUAGUACAAGAUGCAAAACUUGACCAAUACUUAUCUGAUUCAAAGAAUACUGUUAAGCAGAACGGCUUAAAUGGAACGCUUGAUGUUAAUUCAGAAGGUAAUGAAGGUAUGAAGCUGAAAAAUGAAAAUCAGUUAUGCGAUCCUUCAGUUGCAUACUCAUGUAGCAUUACUAAUGGAGAAGAUAAUUCUUCUUCAGGCAAGGCAUUGAAUGGCGAAUCGUGUAUGGAAGAAGUAAUUGCAGAGGUUCAUCCAGAAUUAGCUUAUGCUACAGGACGUGGUGUUCAAGCACGCGGUGUACGUGUACAGGAUAAAGUACAAUUUUCCGUUCAUACUGAACGAGCUGGAGAUCAAGCUCCACUUUCAGUUACUAUGAAUCGAGCAGAUGGUCAAAGUGAAAGUGUGGAAGUUCGUCAAAUUGAUAAAUUCUUGUGGGAUUGUUUCUAUAGUCCACAACGACCUGGAAAGUAUACGCUUAGUAUUCGCUAUGGUAAUGGACAUAUUCAGCAUAGUCCGUACACAAUUGUCGUUGGUCCAUAUAAAAAGUCUGCAGUACGCGCUUUUGGUCCAGGUUUACUAGGUGGCGUUGUUAAUCACCCAAAUCUAUUUACGGUUGUAUGUAAUGGUGAAGGUGCUGGACUAGGUUUCUUGAUUGAAGGUCCUAGUGAAGCCAAAGUUGUAUGUCGAGAUAAUGGAGAUGAUUCAGCUCUUGUCACGUAUUCAGUUACACAGCCUGGUGAAUAUGCAGUCCAUGUGACAUGUUAUGAUGAAGAUAUUCCUGGAUCACCGUAUAUGCCUAUAAUUGUUCCUGAUAUUAAAGAUAUUCAUCCUGAUAAGUUACGUGUUUACGGUCCCGGUGUGGAAACAACAAAUCUUACUGUUGGUCAACAAACAGAAUUUUAUGUGGAUGGUUUACAAGAUGCUGUACCUGUUCAUAUGUUACAUUCAAUGAGUGAAUCUUUGUUACAUGUAGAUUGUCAUGAUUCUACGGGGUAUCCAGUUCCAGUUCAAGCUCGCAUGAGAUCUGAUGGUACUGUAGUUUACACUUACAAACCUGUGUCGCCUGGAGUUCACACUAUAUAUGCCGCUAUCGCAAACACUUCUCUCAAAAGUGUUCCAUAUAGAGUUAAUGUUGCUCCUGAAAUACAACCAGAAAAAGUGAAAUUAUAUGGUCCUGGUUUACAGAAUGCUGUUAGAAAACAAUCAACUCACUUCUUUAUUGAUCCUCAAGAAGUAUUCUCAGGUGAACAUGAAGCUGAACUAAUGGCCAAUAAUCCAAUAUCUGUAACUAUUGUAGACGAUCGUGGUCAGUCAAUUCCUACAAAGUGGAACCCAUCGAAGACUGUUAAUGUGCCUGUACAAUGUGGUUUUGAUGUUUCUCAGAUUAAAAUACAAAAUUUAGAUACCGCUAUCAAUCCUCAUUCAACUAGUCAAUUUGUAAUUUCUACAAAAGAUGCUGUACACCUAGUAGAUCGUGUUUCUGUAAAUAUUCAGUCGGUAGACAUGCCAGAAAUAUGUUUACCAGUUAGCCUAAAAGCUGAAACAGACGAUGAGAUUUUAUGCACAUUUUCAACUAUUGAUUUACUAGGCUGUUACAGUCGAUCAUCGCCAUUAACAUUCACUGUGGUAACUAGUAACACAGAAUCAAGUGUUGAAUGUGCCGACGGCAGUAAUUUACAUUUAUGUAAUGGUGAUGAUGAAUUAUGUAAGAGUCAAAAUGAAACCGACCAAACGGAUACUCAUGAAAAUCAAUCAGUUGAUGAAAUAUUAUCUACAGAUUGUCAGCUAAAAAAUGGAAUCUGUCUACCUCAUAAUGGAUCCAUUGAACAUAGAAAUGAUGAGGAGAACUCGUGUACAACUGAAGCUAAUUGUAAUGUGUACGAAUCAGCGGACGGCAGUGAUGUGGUCAAUGAUACUACUGAUAUGGAAGCAAAUAAUAAUACUAUUCAUCAAAUAAAUAAUGGGAAUGGUUUUAAGAAUAGUGAAGAUAGCGUUCAGUCGACAGCUGCUACUAAAAUUGAUAUGCUCAAGAUUUUUAUCAGGAAUGGUUAUACAGAAAAAUGUGAACAGGAAGAGGAGUUUCUACAGACUGAAAACAACAACAUUUCCAAAAUUUCAUCACAUGAAAAAGAUGACAACGGGAUAGUCAAUGGACACAGCACUGAUUGUACUUCACCACCAGCUGCACAAAAGUAUCCUCCAAGACUGUUUAUUACAGAGAAGGAAAAAACUGAUAUCAUAGCUAAAAGUAAAUGGCCUCAACCGACACCUGACCAACACGCCUACAGUAUAACAGCUCAAGGUUCAGGACUUGAUAAAGCCUUUACUAAUCAGUUAGCUGAAUUCAUCAUUAACAGUGAACUUGUUCCACCAGCUCCGUUGAGUGUAACAAUUGCUGGACCAAGUGAAGCAAAAAUCCAAUGUAUAGAUAAUGGAAAUGGAACGUGUGGCGUGAAUUAUACACCAUUUGCACCAGGUUGUUAUACAAUUAAUGUAGUGUAUAACAAUGAACUACAUAUAUUUGGAAGUCCAUUUUUUGUUCAAGUCUAUCCUGCUGAUAAACCAAAUUUAAAUGUAGAUGAUGUACUGUGCUACGGUGUUGGAGUGGAUUCGAAUGAAGUACACAAGGCUUCUUACGUCAAGUUUAUUGUUGACGCAUCAGCUAUUGACCCACGCGGUGAAGGAACAGUGUCAGCUAUUCUUACCGGUCCUGAUAAUGAAACAUCUGCCUGUCAAGUAGUGAACUCCAAAGAUGGAAAGUAUGUUUGUAAUUAUACCCCAUUGGAGGAAGGCCAACAUCAAAUAGACGUGACCUAUGAAGGUCUUGCAAUACCAGGUAGUCCUUAUCGUGUUCAAGUUCUACCUGGUUGUGAUCCAAAUCGAGUUAAAGCUUACGGUCCAGGUCUUGAGAAUGGACAACAUUUAAAACCUGGUGUACAAACUACAGUUGAAGGUCCAAGUGAAGCACCAAUUGAUUGUCAAGAUAAUCGUGAUGGUACUUGCACAGUUUAUUAUACACCUUCUGAAGCUGGUGCUUAUUCUGUGUAUGUACGCUUCAAUGAUCAUAAUGUUCCAGGAAGCCCAUUUCAUGUAAAUGUUGAAGCUAAAAUUGAUCCAAAACAAGUUAGAUGUUAUGGUUCUGGUCUUGAAUCUGGUCUGUUACGCGCUGGAUUACCAGCUUAUUUCACUGUGGAUACAAAAAAUGCUGGAGAUGCACGUCUACGGGUUAUGUAUACACCUAAACCUGGUGCUGAAUUGCAACCUGCAAAUGUUCAACUUCUUAGUGGAGGAACAGAUAAAGAUCCAACACAUCAACACUACCACAAAGUUACAUAUAUACCUGAAGAACAUGGUCCUUGUCGCAUAGAAGUUACCUAUGAUGAUGUUCAUAUUCCUGGUUCACCGUUUAUAGUCAAUAUUCGAAAAUCUUGUGAACCUGAACGUGUUCGUGUUUUAGGUGCUGGAGUUGAAGGUCCUGUUCUAGCCAGUCUCCCCGCAACAUUUACGGUUGAUGCUCGAGAUGCUGGUAUGGGAGAUUUAACUCUUGGUCUUACGGAUCCGAAAGGACAGUCAGUUCCAGUAAGAGUUCUUCCAUUGUCUGUAGACAGCGAAUCAGUUGUAACGAAUGGAGUAGUGCCUUCUGUGACAAGUUUAGCCUCAGGUGAUGUCAGUGACACAGGACUUUUAUCAUGCACCUAUGAACCAUAUUUGAUUGGACCGCACAAUAUACAUGUUAUGUUUGCCGGUGUUGAAGUGGACAACAGUCCAUUCACUGUUCGGAGUAUUGCUACGGGUAGAGCAGAUCUAUGUGCAAUUAAAAAUGGUGUAAAGAAAUUUAUACCAGUUGGAAAAGAAAACGUUAUCACAGUUGACACAUCAUUGGGUGGUAAAGGUCGAUUAACCUGUCAAGUUAUCCAGCAACCAACUAAACAAUCUUCAGCUACUGCUACACUUCUCCCAGUAGAAACAGAAGAUAAUGGUGAUGGCAGUACAUGCGUAUACUAUACGCCUACACAGUUGGGUGAAUUGAAUGUAGAGCUACGAUAUGGUGGUCAGUUGAUUCCUAAUGGAGAAUUUACCCAGAAGGUAGUAUCCAGCGUGGAUAUCACAGAUGAAACUUCACGUCAAAGUAUGUAUCGUCCUGUUGUAUUUCGUCUUCCAGCUCCUCGAAAUAAAGCGAAAAUUGAAGCUGUUGUCCUACGACCUUCAGGUGCACAACAACAUGUUCCUGUUGUUGUGAAUGAUAAUGAAACAAUAACUGUAACAUAUGAUCCUGUAGAACAUGGAAUGCAUGAAUUACGUGUAAAUAUUCAUUCACAGGCGAAAUCUGAUUCUCCGGGUAGUACAUUUACUAUGCCAUUACAAGGUAGUCCAUACAAGUUCUAUGUGGAUACUGCUAGCACGGGUCGAAUUACAGCCUAUGGUCCUGGAUUAAGUCAUGGUAUUACCUCUCAAUUAGCUGAAUUCACCAUUGUAACAAAAGAAGCUGGCGUUGGUGGUCUUUCAGUCUCUGUUGAAGGUCCAUCUAAGGCUAAAAUUCAGUGCGUUGAGAAUUCUGAUGGUACGUGUAGUGUGAGUUAUCUACCUCUUGCACCUGGCUUAUAUACAAUCUCAAUUAAAUUUGCUGAUGAGCAUAUCUCUGGUUCACCGUUUACUGCUAAAAUAACAGGUGAUAUCUUGAAACGAUCACAAAUAAGCAUGGGUGCACCAAGUGAUAUUGCUUUGGAAGCAGUUGAUGAAGAUAUUGCCACGCUGACAGCUAGUGUACACAGUGCAUCUGGUCGUGAGGAGCCAUGUGUGCUUAAAAGUUUGCCAAAUAAUCGUUUGGGCAUUUCAUUUACACCUAAAGAAGUUGGUGAACAUUUGGUUAGUGUAUUUCAAGCUGGAAAACAUAUUGCUAAUAGUCCAUUUCGAAUACGUGUCUCUGAGAAAGAAAUCGGUGAUCCUAGACGUGUACGUGUCAGUGGGCCAGGUUUAAUAUCAGGCUUAUCUAACAAGCCUAAUCAAUUCACUGUGGAUACACGAGAUGCGGGUUAUGCUGGUUUAAGUCUUUCAAUUGAAGGGCCAAGUAAUGCAGACAUUGAAUGUCAUGAUAAUCAUGAUGGUACUUGCACUGUCAUAUAUACGCCUACUGAACCCGGUCAGUAUGUUAUCAAUGUGAAGUAUGCUGAUGUUCAUGUGCCAAAUAGUCCAUUCUGUGUUGAAAUCGGUGGAGAACCUUCUGUGAAAAUGAUGGAAAGAAUCACUAGACGACGUGAAGCUUCAAAAGUUACACAUGUUGGAAGUCGAUGUGAAUUGAGCUUACGUAUUACAGAUACAAAUCCCUCUGAUUUGUCUGCAUCAGUAACCUCUCCUUCGGGUCAUACUACUCGUUGUGAAGUUGUUCCUAUUGAUAGCGAUCAUUACAAUAUCAAGUUUAUACCACAAGAAAUGGGUGAACAUUUAGUUACUGUUAAACACAAAGGAAUUCAAAUAUCAGGUAGUCCAUUCCACUUUACUGUCGGUCCGAUAACAGAUGGUGUAGCCAACAAGGUUAGAGCAGUUGGCUCUGGUCUACAAGAAGGUUGGACACAUGUCACCAAUGAAUUUACUAUAUAUACACGUGAAGCUGGUGCAGGCACACUGUCGAUUGCUAUGGAAGGUCCUAGCAAAGCAGAAAUUGAUUGUGAUGAAAGGCGAGAUGGUUCUUCAUCUGUACUCUAUCGUGUCACUGUACCGGGAAUGUAUAUUUGUUCCCUUAAAUUUAAUGAUGAACAUAUCCCUUGUUCACCAUUCCGUAUUCAAGUUUAUGAUUCAACACAAACUGGGCGUUUAGCUUCUUACACACUACCAUCUCGUACUGUUGAUAUUCAGUCGACCCACAGUGUAUCCAGUAAAGAAGAAACACUUCGAAUUGGACGUCCAAUUGCAUUCACUGUGCAUCAUGUAGAAACACCUGGUUACAUUUUGAAGGCAAAGGUAUCGACUCCAUCUGGAACUCAUGAAGAUGCAAUUGUUCAACCAAUCGAUCAAGAUCAAUUUGUAAUCAGAUUUGUCCCACGUGAAGGUGGUCCACACUUGGUUCAUGUGCAUUCUGUACCUAUUAAAGAGUCAGAUAAAGCUGAUUGGAGUUUUGGUCCGAAUUCAGUGCAUAGAUCAAUUCAAGGCUCACCUUUCCGUUUAGUAGUUAGUCAGUAUGCUGCAGAUCCUGGUAUGGUGUAUGCUACUGGAGAUGGAUUACGUAGAGGAAAAGUUGACGUGAAGAACUCCUUUUUCGUCAAUACUACCAACGCUGGUUGUGGUGUUUUAAAUGUAACUGUAGACGGUCCGAGUAAGGCAACUGUUACAAGUCAAGAACAUGAUGAAGGCUAUGCAUUUUUCUAUACACCAACUGUUCCAGGCAUCUAUGAGAUCACUAUUAAGUAUGGUGGCAAUUUUCAUAUCAGUGGUUCACCAUUCCGUGUUGAAGUUACUGGAACACCUAGAUCGGAAAUUUCUGAUACACGAUCUGAAGAUCAUCAAUCGAAUGUUAUUUUAGAAACUGUUGGUAAAACAAUGACUGGAAUGUCGGCUAAAGUGGAACUAGAACAUCAAAGUACAGGUACUCAUCCUGAGCUUGUCACCUGUCAAGGGCUUGGAUUGAAACGAGCUGAAAUUGAUCGUGUGAAUUACUUCAAUGUUGAUGCUAGUCAAGCGGGUAAUGAUGUUCUACUCAUUGGUAUCUGUGGUCCAAAACAAGCCUCAGAAGAAGUGAUUAUCAAACAUUUGAGCAAUAAUCAAUAUACAGUCUCUUAUCGUGUCUCUGAAAGUGGUAAACACUUCUUAGUAGUUAAAUGGGGUGAUCAACAUGUUCCAGGCAGUCCAUUCCUUAUCAAUGUCCCAUAA